GCACACCUAUCAGACUGUUCAAAGUAGUACUUAGUAUGCUCUUUUAUUUGCAGUAGAGUAUUUUCAAAGUGUGGUGAGUACUUCCUCCACCACUAGAUGUCAUCAAAACAUGACGUAUCAUCCGUUGUCACAGUAACCAUUUGUUUCGUUGCGUGAGGCGUUUAAGAGGCAAAAGACGUCGAUACUGAUGCAUUUGGCUGUCUUUCAUCCACAAGUAACAAGGUCUCUUUCUCCAUGAGGCGGCCCCAUUUCUUACCAUUUCUUUAUUUAUGUUCUUCUUACCAGCCUAUACUUACAGUGACCCCCAGAGGAGAGUAAUGUCUGUCCAGGACCACAGUCAGCGGCAGGGUGUUGGACCCACUCUUGUGAAUUUUGAGGUUAUGCGGAACCACUCUGAGCUCUUCAGAGAAGAAUGCACAAGGUUAAUGCUGGAAACUGACAAAGCAUGCAAACGCAUGCAAAAUGAUGACAACAAGCGACUAGAUCAGCGCGUCAGAGACAUCCAGUUUCUGAAGGAGGAGUUGGAGCUGAAGUUGGAGGAGAUUAUUGUGGAGAUUGAUGUCCUCAUAGCGUUGCAGAGCAGAGUGGCAAAAGCCCUUGAGGCCUGCAAAGAGCUUCUGAAAGUCACCUUGGUCUGUCUGGAGGAGAGAAUGAAACGUCUCCCCUCUGAGAGGUUACAUGACGAGGUGGACAGAGAGCUGCUGAAGGAGAGGGAGGUUAUUGAGGGAGUGGCUUCCCUUCUGCAGAGUGUAGCAGAGCAAAUAACUGAGCAGAUACGACUGCACCGAUCGGCAAAGUACCAGCUGGAGAAGGAUCUUAAGGAGAAAUUUGAGGCUCAGUGCAUUGACAACUCCUGUGCCUUAAUGACCCACCAUUCCAUCAACAACCUGCAGAGGUCCAAACACACUGAACAUGUUCUGCCAAGCUUGGCAGUAACCCCAAAGCAGUGGGAGAACAUCUCGGACAUCAACAUGGUCAAAGCAGAGCAGCAGCAGGCCAACUCUCUGUCCCUGCGGGCCCUGGUGGGGUCUCUCCUGGAACAGACGGCCGCCGACAUUCAGAAGCAGGUCCAGACCACAACGGCAGCCUUCCAGCUAAACGUCCGGGAGAUCAAGUCUGCCAAGAGCCAGAUGGAGGAUCAGCUGGCCAAGAUUUCUUCUGAGUAUGCCAGCCAGCAGAGGAUCGGGGAGGACCUGCAAGUGGCCAUCACAGAGAGAGAGCAAGUUCUGAGUCUGGCCCAGGCCCGGCUGGCUCUGCGCCGCCGGAGGCCCGGCAAAGAGCAGUGCCACGAUCCGGCACAGUCCCAGCUCCUCGCCGAGGUCCAGCAGCUCACCACUCACAUCAACAGACUUUGCGGGGCAGCGGCCCGGUCAGACGAGGAGCAGAGGGCUCUGGUUCGCUGCCAGCUGGAGCUUCAGGAAAGCAUCGAGAUGAAGGCCAACUCUCUCUACAUCGAUGAGGUCACCUGCGCCCAGCACAGGGAGCCCAUCAUCAUACACAACUUCUGAGAGUUUAGCAACAGAGCUGCUUUUGGUUAAGCUCACUUCAAAUUGUAUGUGUAGAUCUAUUCCUUUGUCAUAUGAUUUAGUUCAGAUUAUUCAUUGUGAGAGCUGUGUGACUUGACUUUUCUUGUGUAAUGGUUACACUGCUUUUAGUCAUACAUCUCAUGGAAAGCUUUCCAAUAAGGUCCAAGUACACAGAACUACUGAAUAAUGUUAACAUUGACAUUGACAUUCAUUAACAAUGAAAAUACAAGCCACUGUACCUGCACCGAUGGUUAAAGUCAAUGUAAAUAUAUGAGAGAAAGGCAAAGGCAUUUCACACAUUCUUAUUUUAAGUAAAUUUCAGAUUUUGACGUGUGAACUUUUUAUGUUUAUCUGGGAAACUUUAGCAGCACAUAAUCCACUUUAUGUGCUGCUAAAGUAUUUUAUGCUGUGAAAAUUGCUCAGUAUGACUUAACACAUUCAUUAUCAUUACAGUUAAGUAGCUGUAUUUGUAUUUAACAAAAAGAACAUUACAAAGUCUUCAGGCCUGUCAAGUUCACUUGGAUACAUUUUAUAUUCCUGAGUUUUAUAGUCAUGCACACACAAACUUAAAUUAAAGAAAUUUAU
Anoplopoma fimbria (sablefish) is the source of this 2111-nucleotide messenger RNA. Its product is annotated as tektin-1-like. Gene Ontology annotation, cellular component: microtubule cytoskeleton; nucleus. The record is from RefSeq and is a predicted model, not a curated record. The coding region runs from base 270 to 1508 and encodes 412 amino acids. The transcript is spliced from 8 exons. NCBI's taxonomy places the organism in Eukaryota, Metazoa, Chordata, Actinopteri, Perciformes, Anoplopomatidae. Gene Ontology annotation, biological process: cilium movement involved in cell motility; cilium assembly.